Molecule: messenger RNA, 1042 nt
Organism: Chanos chanos (milkfish)
Lineage: Eukaryota; Metazoa; Chordata; Actinopteri; Gonorynchiformes; Chanidae
Gene: thg1l
Product: tRNA-histidine guanylyltransferase 1-like
Exons: 7
Coding region: 149-1039 (296 amino acids)
Biological process (GO): tRNA modification
Molecular function (GO): magnesium ion binding; tRNA guanylyltransferase activity
Source: RefSeq, a predicted model, not a curated record
UUACACAUCUUUUCGAAAGAUCACAUGUUGGAGGAGACAGGAUAUGGUUUAAUUUGACCGUAUUCUCACCCACAGGUGAAAUGUCCUUGGAAAUGAUGCUUUAAAGUGGGAGACAAUCAGCCGAGAUGCCUGUGACGUUGUAAUAUUCAUGCUGAAACAAACCAUCCAGAGGAGUCUGGGGUGCCUGAGAAAUUGUAAACCCCAUUCUGCACACUUUUCCUCGAGCUCCAUCAUGGCCAAAAGUAAAUUUGAGUAUGUGCGUAAUUUUGAGACUGACGAUACAUGCUUGCGAAAUUGUUACAUUGUUGUUCGACUGGACGGACGCAACUUCCACAAGUUCGCUGAGCAGCACAAUUUCACUAAACCCAACGACAAUAGAGCGUUAAGUCUCAUGACCCGGAGUGCCCAGUCAGUCAUGGAAGAGCUUGACGAUAUAGUGAUUGCCUAUGGGCAAAGUGAUGAGUACAGCUUUGUCUUCAAAAGGUCCACCAACUGGUUCAAAAGAAGGGCCAGUAAACUGAUGACACAUGUCGCAUCCCAGUUCUCCUCCAGCUAUGUCUUCUACUGGAGGGAAUAUUUUGGAGAGCAGAAACUUCUUUACCCCCCAGGCUUUGAUGGAAGAGUUGUGUUGUAUCCUAGCAACCAUAACUUGAGGGAUUACCUGAGCUGGAGGCAGGCUGACUGUCAUAUCAACAACUUAUACAAUACAGUGUUCUGGACCUUGGUGCAAAGGGGGGGGUUGUCUACCAGCCAAGCAGAGGACAGACUGAAGGGAACGCUGGCUGCCGAUAAGAAUGAGAUCUUGUUUUCAGAGUUUAACAUCAAUUACAACAAUGAAUCCCCACUUCACAGGAAAGGCACUACUCUGGUAUGGGAAAAGACUGAUGAAAGCACCACGAAAAAGAUUAAACUGCCUCAAGAGGAAGAAAAAGAGAUUACCGUGACCCGAACGAGGAAAAAGAUUGCCGCUCUUACUUGUGACAUAAUCGGAGAUGAGUUUUGGGAAGAGCAUCCCGACAUUCUGGAAAAUGACAGUUGAUGU